CCAAAUGUCUGUCAGCCCGAGACUCACCGUCCGUCCUCCACUUCAACUCGGCCUGACCGGCAUGUUAAGUCGGGCACAAAACACAAUCACCCGAGUCGGACUUCGAAGACGAGGCAACAUUUGCCAGAUUUCGAAGCCAAUUUCGCAAAAUCCUCGAAGUGAUCGCAGCCUCGAUCAAACAAGAGGGAUGUUCUGAGUAUCUAUGGUCACGUCCUGACGC
This is a messenger RNA of Hyaloscypha bicolor E, 220 nucleotides long. RefSeq lists its product as uncharacterized. The record is from RefSeq and is a predicted model, not a curated record. The transcript has a single exon. Lineage: Eukaryota; Fungi; Ascomycota; Leotiomycetes; Helotiales; Hyaloscyphaceae. The coding region runs from base 5 to 196 and encodes 63 amino acids.